This is a messenger RNA of Triticum turgidum subsp. durum (durum wheat), 4857 nucleotides long. The record is from the annotation of a GenBank genome assembly. NCBI's taxonomy places the organism in Eukaryota, Viridiplantae, Streptophyta, Magnoliopsida, Poales, Poaceae.
AUGUCGGGGUUGCUUGGCACGGUGGUUGAUGCAGCAAUAGGAUGGCUGGUGCAAAGCAUCCUUGACAGUUUCUUUACUGAACGUAUGGAAGCAUGGACUCGUGAAAUCGGGCUUGCUGAAGAUGUGGAGAAGCUCAAGUUUCAGAUGAGGUAUGUGCAGAUGGUUCUUGCUGCUGCCAAGGGAAGGAGUAUUGACAAUAUGCCUCUGGCCCAGUCACUGGAUGAUCUCAGAGGGCUGAUUUAUGACUCAGAGGACGUGAUGGACGAGCUUGACUACUACCGACUCGAGCAACAGAUCAUAGAAGGGAAAGGUUGUAGUGCUCCUACUGGUACUAAUCUUGAAGGAAGCUAUGUGUCUUCAUCCACUCUAUCCUCUGUGGUUAAAUUAGUAUGCAGUGCCACAAGCCAAAUAACUGACUGGAUCUCACAUGGCAGAAAAAGGAAACGUGAAGAAGAGGGGCUUGCUCAUUGUAACAUGCUGCCUCUUGAGAUUAAAGAUAGCAUUUCUAAGAGGAUCAAUGUAAUAGUGAAUCUUCUAUGCAGUAAUGGAAAUUCUGUAAAGGGGGUUCUUCAGCUUGAGAACUUGCGCACCAUGGCAACAUCAAGUAAGAGUCAGAAUAUUGCCAGGGAUCAUUACAUGACAACUUCUGUUCCGAUUGAGUCUAAGGUGUACGGAAGAGAUGCAGAGAGAGACAAGAUAAUAGAUAUGUUGAUAAAGGGGGGAUCUAGUGAUCUGAAUGUUCUGCCAGUGGUUGGCAGUGGUGGUAUUGGGAAGACGACACUUGUUAGAUAUGUAUACCAUGCUAAAAGAAUUAAAGAUCAUUUUGAUUUGCUAAUAUGGGUCUGUGUAUCCACUAACUUUGAUGUAGUGGGGCUAACACUUCAGAUCCUAGAUCAUGUAUGUGAAGAUAGACCAUAUGAAAAAAAAAGCAGUUUGAAUAAAUUGCAGGAGAUACUUCAAGAAAAUAUUAGAAACAAAAGAUUUCUGCUUGUAAUGGAUGAUAUGUGGGAAGAGAAGGACAGGAGUGGAUGGAUUAAACUCUUGGCUCCAUUGAAAAGUAAUAAAGUAAAAGGUUGCAUGGUACUAGCAACAACCAGAACAAAAUCAGUGGCAAAAAUGAUAGGAACUAUGGAUGAAAUCACAUUGAGUGGUCUGGAUGAGAAGGAGUUUUGGCUGUUUUUCAAGGCAUGUGCAUUUCGCAAUGACAACCGCGAGCACCAUCCUAGUUUGCAAUCUAUUGGGAAACAAAUUGCUAAAGCACUAAAAGGCUUCCCACUAGCUGCACAAAGUGUUGGUGCACUUCUGAGCACAGAUGUUAGCUAUGAGCAUUGGACGACAGUUCGGGACAAAUGGAAAUCUCUUCAAGGAUAUGAUGAUGAUAUUUUACCCAUCUUGAAGCUCAGUUAUGAUUAUCUACCAGUCUACCUUCAGCGGUGUUUCUCAUACUGCUCUUUGUAUCCAGAGGACUACGGAUUUGAUGGGAAAGAAUUGGUCCAUGCCUGGAUAUCACAGAAUUUUGUGCAAUGCAAAGAUCCUACCAUAAGAUUGGAGGAAACAGGGCAUGAAUAUUUGGAAAAAUUAGUGGAUUUGGGCUUCUUCCAAAAGGAUGGCUCACACUAUGUUAUGCAUGACCUAAUGCAUGUAUUGGCAGGGAUGGUUUCAUCAAAUGAGUGUGCUACUAUAGAUGGAUUGAAAUCCGGGGCAAUUCGAGCAAGUGUUCGGCAUUUGUCGAUCAUAAUUACUGAUUAUGAUAAAGAUGAACAUGUCAGCAAUUCUAGUGAGAAGUUUGACAAAAUACUUCAGAAGGUGUCUUGGCAGAAAUUGAGGACAUUGAUGGUGUUUGGGCGAAGGACCAUACAUUUAUUAGGUUCAUUACAUACUUUAUGCAAGGAGGCAAAAUGUUUACGGUUACUAAGAAUUCAUGUGCCAGGUGGCGACAUCAGUUAUAUAAACAGUUUAUUGAAUCCAUGCCAUCUUCGCUAUAUAAUGGCAUAUGGAGUCUACCAAAAACCUGCGUUUUGUCAAGUUCUGACAAGGUGCUAUCACCUUCAAGUAUUGAAUGUGGGCAUUUUUACAGGCGAUCGUGAUGUACCUACUGAUAUGAAUAAUCUUGUUAAUCUGCGCCAUCUUAUUGCUCAUGAUAAAGUGCACCAUGCGAUAUAUUGCGUCGGCAAAAUGACCUCUCUUCAGGAACUAAAAUUCAAGGUUCAAAAUGUUGGCAGUUUUGAGAUAGGACAACUUCAGUCCAUGAAUGAGCUUGUAUCACUUGGAGCUUCUCAACUUGAAAAUGUGAAGACUAAAGAAGAGGCGAGGGUGGCCAUGCUGACACACAAAGAGUAUCUAGAAACAUUGUCCUUGUCAUGGGAGAAUAGUAGCAUGAGCCUUCAACCUGAGGCUGCAAAGGAUGUGCUUGAUGGUCUUCAACCACAUCAGAACCUCAAAACUCUAGAAAUAACUGGAUAUGGUGGUGCUACCUCCCCAACCUGGCUUUCUAGUGCGUUUUCAGUUACCUCACUGCAGAUACUACAUCUAGAGGAGUGCAAGGAAUGGCAAAUUCUACCAACUCAUGGAAUGCAUUCCCUUAGGAAGCUGACAUUGAUCAGGAUGUUGAAUUUAAUGGAACUCUCAGUUCCUUCCUUGGUAGAGUUGAUCUUGAUUGGCAUGCCAAAAUUAGAAAAAUGUACCGGUUCUUAUGGAAUGGAAUUGACUUCCCAUUUAAGGGUUUUGACGAUCAAGAACUGCCCUCAACUGAAUGAGCUCACUCUUUUCCAGAGUUACUCUUCUUUCGACGCUGAGCAGAAAUCAUGGUUUCCGUCUCUCAGCAAACUCUCCAUCGGGCAGUGUCCUUGUAUAUUGAACAACUGGCAAAUCCUCCCACUAAGUGAAAUGAGGGCGCUCAGUGAGUUGGAGCUGAUGGACCUGCAUGUUGGCAGAGUUUCAGUUCCUUCUCUGGAGAAGUUGGUGUUGACUAAAAUGCCAAACCUGGAAUUUUGCAGCAGUCUAAUGACCCAAGGAGAUCAAAUGGGAUGGCCAUCUAGUCUGCGUAGAAUUACCAUCCAUGAUUGCCCUUGUUUGAUAGUGCCACACCCUCUUCCGCCUUCUGCUUUGAUUUCCGAGAUGUCCAUCAGGGGAGUUCCGGGACUUGCACAAAUGAGUAUAAACCAUAGAUGGUUCACUAUUGAAUCUAAUGAGUUGAGUGUGCUAGAUGACAGUAUCCUGGCAUUCAGUAACCUUGGGGGCAUAAGAUUGUUUCAAAUAAGAAGGUGUCCAAAUCUGAUCUCUCUUUCAAGUGAAUCUUUCAGCCAGCUCAUCGCUUUAGAGACUUUAUGUAUACACGACUGCCCUAAUCUGACUAUGUCAAACAUUAUGCCAGAGAUUGUCCAGGAAAACAGCACGUCUGCAAGCAGCCUUGUCCUCCCAUCUCUCAAAUCUGUCAACAUUAGCAGAUGUGGCGUAACUGGGAGGUGGCUAUCUCAACUGCUUUCACAUUCACAGUCCCUUGAGAAGUUGCUAUUAGGGGGCUGUCCUCAGAUAAAGUUUUUAUCAAUCAGUCAACCUACAGAAACGGAAGGAACCAGCAGUUUGGCUUCUGCAGUGAUGACCUCAGCCCAAGAUGAACAUGAAUUGAAACUGCCAUAUAAUCUCCUAUGUUCUCUCAAGGUGCUAUGGAUUCAGCAAAGCCUGGAUCUGAAGUUCUUUGGGGGUAAUAGACACUCUACAAGAUUCACCUCUCUUACUGAGCUAGUCCUUGCUUGUUGCCCUAAGUUUGUCUCAUCGUUGGUGGGUGAAACGAAAGAUGACGGUACCAUUGAUGUUGAAUUACUCCCACCAUCACUUGAAAACCUUUUUAUCGGUUCUUUCCCAGAAAACCUGCAGUCCUUUGCUCCUCAAGGCCUUCUCUACCUAAAAAAGUUAAGUCUAUUUGGUGGCCCGUGUUUGAAGUCUGUACAACUGCAUUCCUGUACGGCUUUACAGGAGCUGCGAAUCGGGGGGUGUGUCCAGCUGGCUGUACUGGAGGGCUUGCAGUUCCUCACCUCCCUCCGAAGCUUGUAUAUUGAGAUGAGACCGGAGCUGUCUUCUGCAUGGGAUCUCAAACUGCAGGAGCAAGAACAGGGUGGGAAUCAAAUUCAGCUAUUUCCUCUGUCACUUGAUAAACUUGAGAUCACAGCUGUCACGGACAGGGUCCAAUCCCGUCUUCUGUCCUGCCUUCCCGCCAUGACCAAAUUAGCAGUACAGAGAAGUCCAGAACUGACGUCUCUACAGUUGGCAUGCUGCACUGCACUGAAAGAGUUGGAAAUUGGAGACUGCGACUUGCUUGCGUCGAUCGAGGGCCUCCAGUUCUGUAGAAACCUGACAUCCUUGAAAGUAUUUAACUCCCCCGGCCUAUCUUCCUGUUUGGAGCUUGUGUCGCACCAGCAAGGGGCCUCUGGGAUCUGCUCUGGACUGAAAACUCUUGAGAUUAGUGAUGCGUCUGUCCUUUCCACGCCCUUCUGCAAGCAGCUCACAUCUCUAACACGCCUAGAGUUCAGUCCUCGGGGUGGUAAACAGAGAGAGAGCUUGGUGAGCCUAACAGGGGAACAAGAGAGAGCGUUACAGCUUCUAACCUCCCUCCAAGAACUUGAAUUCUCUUUUUACACGCAUCUCUUGUCACUUCCUGCAAACCUUCAUAGCCUGACCUCCCUUGAGAGGUUAUCUAUCUUUCAUUGUCAGUGCAUCACAAGGCUGCCAGACAUGGGCCUCCCAACUUCGCUCAGGCACCUUCAGUUAUCCUAUUGUAGUGACGAGCUAAGCAUGCAAUGCAGAAUGGCAGCAACGGAGAAGCUACGGGUCAGGAUUGAUAAUCAGUAUGUGAAUUAA